UCUGGGGCUGCUCUCAGCGAAACUCUCCCAGCCGGUGAUAAGAACGUUAUAGGAACACAGCUAGUCCGGAACCUAAAGUUCCCAGGGCUGGUUUCCGGCCGGUGCUAUUCUCACGCUUCUCUCUCAGGACUUCCGGAAUUUCGGUGGAGGAAACUUGGAUUCUCCGAGUAACGGGAGAUCGGGGUUCCGCUAUGGAUUUUGACGAAGGGAAUGACUAUAAUGAACGCUGUACACAGUGCGCUGCGGUUUCUUGGAAAAUUACUGAUGAAGGAACAUAUUAUUGUACAUCUUGUCUCAAUGUUACAGAGAGGCGUAAGGAAGUUGAAAGCGUUGCGGACUUUACACCUAACACAAAGAUCCAAGCCAUCAAUAGAGGACUUAAAAAAAAGAGGAAACUUGAGAAAGGCUGGGAGUGGUAUGUCUGUGAAGGUUUUCAGUAUAUACUUCAUCAACAAGCUGAGGCCCUGCUAUCUCUGGGAGUGUGCCCCAAAUUAAAGGAUGAAGUAUUGCAUAAUUUUUGGAAGCGUUAUCUUCAGAAAAGCAAGCAGGCCUAUUGCAGGAAGCCAAUUUAUUCCAAUAAUAAUAAAUCUGCAGUAUCUGACAGCCAAAUGAGUCUUUCAGGCUUGGAUAGUGAGCCUGAGCUGCUUAGUAUCUACAGUUGCCAUUUAUCAGAGAGUGAAGUAGAAUCUCGGUCUGAUAUCAGUAGUAAACUGAUUUUCCCCAACAUCAAAACUACACAGUCUGAAACAACUUCUGUCUGUUCUGGAUCAAUUGAUGGAGUUGAAUACUUAAAACAGAAGGAAAAAGGGAUUUUAAAGAUGACACUGCCAAUGACCCUUGCAUUCUGCUAUAUGUCAUUACUUUGGCAAAGGGAAACAAUUACUCUUUCAGAUCUCUUGAGAUUUGUAGAAGAUGGUCAUAUUCCCUACAUAAACACUUACCAGAAUUUUCCAGAGGAGAUGAAGGUAUAUGGAAGAGACAUAAGAAUAUUUUCUAUAGAGUCUUGGCCCGUCUAUGAAGAUAUAUAUGAAAAAAUUAUUGAACUUGGAAAAUUUUUGGACUUGCCUCGUUUUCCAGAUAUAACUGAGAACUGUUUUCUCCAUCCAAAUAUGUUAUGUAUGAAGUACCUGAUGGAAGCCAAUUUACCUGAUGAAAUGCAUAACCUGACUUGUCAAGUGGUCAAAUUGACUGGCAUAGGAGAAGUAGAUUUCCUGACAUUUGAUCCAAUAACGGAAAAAACAAGGAUGGUUAAAUAUGAUGUUCAGGCUGUAGCUGUCAUUGUUGUGGUGCUGAAACUACUCUUUUUAUUGAAUGACAAUGUAGAAUGGUCCCUUUCUAGCCUUGCUCAAGAAAAUAACGAAAACAACCAUGAAGGUAAGCCAUGUUUUGACUUCAGAAAGUGGUAUCAGAUUAUGAAGAAAAUAAUCGAUGAAAAACAGCAACAAAGAGAGGAAUUCAAAGCAAAGUACCUGUGGAAAAGUGAAAAGCCAUUAUAUUAUUCAUCAGCGGACAGAUCAGUAGUUUAUAAAAGAAGGCGCAUGGUAAUGAACCUCCAAAAACAGUUUAGUACAUUGGUUGAUUCAGCACCAAAUUCUGAAAAGAAAAACCCAACAAGUUUCCAGUUAAAGUGGACAAAAGAAGAGCAGAAUACAACUUGCUUCCAUGGACACAGUCUUCAAGAAAUCCUACAAAAGAAAGGCAAAUCAUUAACAACCUUAAAUUCACAGUAUUGGCUUAGCACUCAGAAGUUCUGUAAGAGUUACUGUAAACAUGUGACUACCUAUGAAGAAUCCAAUUUUUCAAUGAGCUAUCAGUUUGUACUAAAUCUUUUCUCCUUCUUACUGAGGAUAAAGGCUUCACUUCUUCAUGAAGAAGUAAGCUUAAUUGAAAAGAGACUUUUUUACAAAAAAUAUGAGACUAAAAGUAAAGCUUCCAAAUCAAAAAAAAGCAAAAAGAUCUUAAAAAGAUAGAAGUGAAGAUGAUUUUGAGAAACUUGCUUCUACAUACCUUCACAGUGGUUUUGCCAUGAAAUCGUACUUCAUUACUUCAAAAAAUUUGCUAUUUCAGCAUGAGCACUCCAUUCCUUGCUGCAGAUGACAGACCUUUACACAGGUACUAGAAAUUUUCACGAGUUGCUUUAAGUCAAAAGAAAAACCUAGUACCCAGCAUUCCUGUGAUAAACAUCAUCAAACUUAGCUAGGAUGAUUCUUAGGCCCAUUUCCAGGCCCAUCCUUGAAGUCUUUUCAGCUUGAUACUACCUGCCGAGCUGGUGUUCUGCUGUCAGUGAGUAUUCAGAGUCACUUCUACACCAUGAAGAACCAUCAAGAAGAACUUACUCGAAAUAACAUUGUUAUAAAGCCUUCAUAUUGAAAUUUUAGACAAAUGUUUGAGCAAUAGCAAAAUGUUUAGUGAGAUUAUGCUUUUAUUCACCUGUGAAACAAACAUUAAGACUAACUUUUGUAUUUCCCCUAGGUUGGGGUCUUCAUAUAUGUUUGUAAAAUCAGAUUAAAACAACAGAUGGGGGAAUGUAUUGAUUAGACUCAUAACUUAAUCAUAUGGUAAAUUAAAAUAAGAAAAAAAUUAAAUCUAUGUAUAUGUGUGUGUAUAAAUAUAUAUAUUCAUAUACAUUUUCAUAUAUCAUAUUUUUGAAAGAGAUAUUUACAAUCAUGCACAUGGGCAGCUCUGUUGUAGUGGACAGAAUGCCAUCUUUGAAGUCAAAAAGACCUGAGUUCAAGUCCCAUCUCUGACACAUUCCAAGUAUGUGAAAUCACUGAACCUGUCAGUGCCUCUGGAACAGAGACUCUGAAGUUGCAUAGUAAGUGAUGAUCUGCGUUGGUGAAUUUCUUCACUGAGAAUCUCUAUACCAAUGAAAUCAAAGAUCAGCUUUAAAAAAACAUGAUUGUUUGCAUUUUAUCUACUCUAGUAGUCUGUGAGGUUUGAGAGCCUUUCUUUGUAUCCUCAGAGCUUCACCCUGUGCCUAGCACUAGGAAGCGCUUCAUAAAUGCUUUUUGGUGUGAUUGACUGACAGUGCUGACAUUAUGAAUUGGAAUAACAGUUGUAAUGUAUUAAAAACCAUGUCUAAUUUGAUUUAUUUAUAAAUGUUCUUUCAGAAAAUGAGUUCUACAGAAGCUAUAUAAAUAUUAUGUCUGAAAAUUUAUAUUCAUUUUAAUCAAAAUAAAAAAUUAUUUUGUAAAGAAUUAAAA
Monodelphis domestica (gray short-tailed opossum) is the source of this 3203-nucleotide messenger RNA. It is a transcript of the gene TAF1B, whose product is annotated as TATA-box binding protein associated factor, RNA polymerase I subunit B. Gene Ontology annotation, cellular component: RNA polymerase transcription factor SL1 complex; RNA polymerase I core factor complex. Gene Ontology annotation, biological process: nucleolar large rRNA transcription by RNA polymerase I; RNA polymerase I preinitiation complex assembly. Gene Ontology annotation, molecular function: RNA polymerase I core promoter sequence-specific DNA binding. Lineage: Eukaryota; Metazoa; Chordata; Mammalia; Didelphimorphia; Didelphidae. The record is from RefSeq and is a predicted model, not a curated record.